UCUAUACACAAACAAAGUUCUCUCUCUCUCCCUCAUGUCUAGUUUUCUGCGGUUGCCCUAUCUCAUGACCCUUUAGGUUAACGGCGUUUUCAUCAAACCUCCGGUUUAUGCGUCACCGCAGGAGCUCGAGUUUUCAUUAAAGUCGUGGACUUUCUUUUCAAGAUCAAAAGCCUUUUUUUGUGCUUUUGGGUUAUAAACCAAAAAAACACAUGGAAGCUUAGAAGAAGAAAGCUUUCAGAGUUUGUGAGGUUGUUGUUGGUUAGUUUGUUGUUUUCUAGCAAAUGCUGAGUCUCUUCUCUCUGAAUGGAAUAUUCUAGAGACUCGGCAGGGAUGAUGAUGGAGAAUAAGCGCAAUGUCUACUCUCUUGAAGAAGGCAGCAUUAAACGACACAAGUCUGAUCUCUCUUUCUCUUCCAAGGAGAGGAAGGAUAAGGUGGGAGAACGUAUCUCAGCUCUUCAACAGCUAGUUUCCCCUUAUGGAAAGACCGACACAGCAUCAGUACUUCUAGAGGCGAUGCAAUACAUUCAGUUUCUUCAAGAACAAGUCAAGGUUCUAAGCGCUCCAUAUCUGCAAGCAACCCCAAUUACUACACACGAGGAGGUGGAGGAGUACAUUUUGAGAAGCAGAGGGUUAUGUCUUGUCCCAAUGGAGUACACAGUAGGUGUUGCUCAGACCAAUGGUGCUGAUAUUUGGGCUCCUGUAAAGACUCCUGCUUUCAGUCUCCAGUCUAAUUCCCCCAUCUGAUGAUCUGUCUUUCUCAAGAUUAAAUGAAAGAUAAUAAAAAAAUGUUAGUGGUCUGAUGAUGAUGCCUAUGUAACACAUAUAUAAAUUGAUGAAGACCAAUGAAGUUGUCUCAUAGUCAGUGAUGUCUGUUUCUGUAAUUCUUACUGCUUAAUCUCCCAACUCUGUGGUGGCUUCAUCCCAUUACUUGAAUUUGAAUAAGUUGUCUACA
Messenger RNA from Brassica oleracea var. oleracea, 952 nucleotides. Its product is annotated as transcription factor bHLH113. NCBI's taxonomy places the organism in Eukaryota, Viridiplantae, Streptophyta, Magnoliopsida, Brassicales, Brassicaceae. Gene Ontology annotation, molecular function: DNA-binding transcription factor activity, RNA polymerase II-specific; RNA polymerase II cis-regulatory region sequence-specific DNA binding; protein dimerization activity. Gene Ontology annotation, biological process: regulation of transcription by RNA polymerase II. The record is from RefSeq and is a predicted model, not a curated record. The transcript is spliced from 6 exons. Gene Ontology annotation, cellular component: nucleus. The coding region runs from base 304 to 744 and encodes 146 amino acids.